UUGAAGGUGUGGCUUGCUAUGAGUGAGCGCGCAAGACCUUCUACAGACGUAAGGAAGACGUCUUGUCACGGUCAGACGAAGAGAGGUUUUGCUACCGGCAGACAGUCUGUAUUAUUAUCUAGAGAUCUAAAUCGUCGCUCGUCUCUUCGUAUUGGUCAAAAGCGUUCGUUUGACGAUUACUGGCUCUCCCAUAAUUUCAGUGGGCGUCUCCUCGAAGUCAUGGUGCCCACUCGUCGUCGUCGAAUCAGGGCGUCGACAGUAGACAGAUCUACACAGAAUGUGAACGGUUUAGAAAGGUGCCAAAUGAAAGGGAAGGAAGGAGGUAGCAGGGCUAUGGUCAAAAGAGGGAGCUCUGUAGGGGGCCCUAUUGGGGGCCUUACUCGGAGGAAGCGAGGUGACAGGUCAGAGGAAGAUGAAAAUUUUUUAUCGAAAAUUUCAUCUUUACGUAGCAAGAAGACGAUGGUGUUAAACUUAGAAAGAGUGAUUGUUUCUAAAAAAUAUGAUCGAGUCUCAAAUGGUGUUGAAGGUUGCACUUCAGAAGCCACCAAGUGUGCAGACGACGCUGAUGAGAUAAAGGAGAUGGAAGCAAGUGCAGAGACGGACUUAGUCAAAGAUGUGAGUGAUCGUGACCGUUGCAAUACUGAAACGUUUAGCACGACAUGUGGCUUGUGUGGCUCUAAGUUUUCAUCUCGUGCCACGCCUACGAAUUUAUUGCUUUCUUCUAACACAAUUGCUUCAGAGGCACUAGACAGAUCUAGACCCGUCGAACUAUUAGGAAAACAGUCAAACAGACGAGGACGAGCGGGUUUUACUAAGCCACGUUCUAGUCAGAGUAGUGAUGCAGUACAUUGUUGUCCUGAUUGUAUGCAGAAUCAUUGUAGCCAGAUUUCUUCCAAAGGCGAAAUAGCACGAAAAGGGGACAAGACGUGUACAAAUUCUAGUUACAGUAAGGCAAUACGAGAUCAGCUUAAAAAAAUUGUAAAAAGGGUUCCUGCUGAAGAGAACGUCGUACGGAUGUCUGAUAGCGCUGUCAACCCAUCAUCACGUGCAGUGCCAUUGAAUGUAUUAACUGACGAAAGUCCAACGCACAACGAAAUCUCUUCUGUGACUAACAAGCUAAAAUCGUCAAAUUCGUUGAAACGUAAUAUUGGAAAGAGGAAAGGUGAUUCUUUUGCUAUCACCUCCAUGUCGGUACAUGUACCCCCUAGAAAAGCAAGUCUCGCUGCGGCAGCUCGCUCGUCUAUCAUGACAUGGUUACAAAAUGCACCACAUUCGGUUAUAUUUGGACAAGAGAGAAGAAAACCGCCUUCUCAUAAACGCGACCAAGCAGGUAAACACUCGACUCAUCAAUUAGCCAAUGGACAAGGGAGACGUAAGGCUAUCGAUGUGGUAAAGAAGAAAGGCAAGCGUAUAUACGGCCAACGUCAAACGAAUGGAGGUCAGCAGCAGUCGCAGAGAGGUGACGUCAUGAGUGGGUCUGCGGAAUUUGAAAAUACAAAAGCGAGAGCAACGCAUUUAAGAUCUGCCCACACUCGAACUCGGAAAACUCGGAAGAAUACUGGAGACGAAGUUACCUCAUCUACAUACACACAGGAAGACUCUGUUCAAGUUACUGUUGUCAAGGUGAUAGAUGAAGUAAGUGAUGAUGACAUUAGUUUAUCCGAUGAUCGUGAUCGUGUCGAGAUUAGAACAGAGAACCAGAAGGAAGACUGUGAGCCUACACCCGUCUCUGUAGUUACUGUUCCAAUGAUGCAAGGCACAGACGUUGAUGAGUCAGUUUUUCUUCCUACGAGCUGCGCAGAUAAUGCGGACUUACUUUCUGCAAAACCUCAUUUGCGUCUUGAAAGUGAAAAUGACACACAACAAACGAGUCUCGGUGAACUCAUCGAUGAGAAAAACGAGGAUAUCACGGAUAAUGCAGGGAGUGUAGACUCCGUUGCCACGGGCAAGCGCAAAUUAAGGCAAUUCCGUAAGCCUCCAGAUCGCUUCAAUUCUAGCAAAUACAUCAGAUGGGAUCAGAAUCCAAACGAUGACGCUAAAGAUUUGAAAAAAGUCGGAUCGCUUGUAGAGAAUGGCGAUGACGUUCCGGGAUUGUCAUUGGUCGAAGCUUCAACCGCUUACUCUUCUCCUGUGUCUGAAGGUUUACUUGCGAAAGAGGAUGGCAAUGAAUUACGUGAAGGAAAUUGUAUUACUACUUUUUCGUCUACUGUUAAUCAACAUGGUAGCUUUGUACAUGGAAUAGACAUUAAAGAAAGUUCAUUGCUCGAAGACGUUGGAAUUUUGCCUCUUGGCAGUGAAACUCAGGUCAACUCUAAGGCACCACUCAUUUCUGAUUGGACUCCUUAUGGUAAUCCUAUUAAGAUUCUGCAGCGAAACGGCACUAGAAGAUGUUACUACGAGUCAGCAGUGAAGAAUGACGAGAUGCUACAAAUAGACAAUUACAUUCAACUUCAUUCACAGAAGAAGGGAUGUCGUAUAGGAAAAUUGAAAGAAAUAUUUCAAGACGACGACGACGAAGCUUGUUUGGUUAUGCUAUGUUGUUACCAUGCCAACGAGUUACCUGGCCAAGUUGACUUGAAUCGUUUGGCUCUCGGACAGAUGGAAGUGUUGAAAUCACGUUAUCGUUUUCAAAUUUCGUUGAAAUCCGUGAAAACAAAAUGUCACGUGUUGCCAUACCCACGAUAUUGCCGUUUUCGUGCAGAUCACAAGUGGAAGGACAUAGUUCGACAUUGGCAGCUACCUGACCAGAAGUUGCGCAAGGAAAUUGUCAGGCGUCCGUCUAUUGUUCCUAUGCAGGCCAGUGUUGAGAAAAAUGAAUUGUUAUUUGACGAGCAUGUGCUGUUUUGUCGCUACUUCUAUCACUACCGUUCAGGAACUAUAAAACCUUUUCGCUUUAGUGUACAUAGUACUAGUCUAUCUUAGAUAUUGCUUGGGGAGAGGAUCGUGUAGAGAAGCUUGUAUAAGAUUAAAUGUCAACUGUAGUGAUCGUCUAUAUAAAGAUGUUGGUGAU
Messenger RNA from Corticium candelabrum, 3010 nucleotides. RefSeq lists its product as uncharacterized. Lineage: Eukaryota; Metazoa; Porifera; Homoscleromorpha; Homosclerophorida; Plakinidae. The record is from RefSeq and is a predicted model, not a curated record. Bases 19 to 2922 code for a protein of 967 amino acids. The transcript has 9 exons.